AUGAAGUCAGACUCCUAUGGCCGUACUGUCUUUGCGAACCUCUGGUCUGGCCCUCCUCGCUGGCAUCCUGUGAUUGACGGCUAUAUCCUUCUCUAUGAUCAUGGAAAUGCUUUGAGACUGGGCGCCCAUGCUGAAGUUCCAAUCAUGACGGGCAACAAUCCGAACGAGAACGAUGGCGUUGCUUCCAACGUGUCCGAGUCCAAGAACCUGUGGACCGAAGUUUUCCAGAAAUACUUCUCAGAGUUCUUCUCUCUUUAUCCUGCCAAGAGCGCAGCCCAAGCUAAGGAGAACUCUGAUGCUGUUCUUUGGAAAGAAUGGCUCAGACUGGUAUUUGAGACUGGACCAGGAUGUGACGCCAAGGAGGCGCAAGAGGAAGAGUCUGGUGGUGCUUACCCCGGUGUAGAGCUCUGGUUUGUUCCAACAAGGCAUCAGACCAACAACAUUGCCUACUCAGACAACUCGACAGUCAGCUGGAAUGAGUCGGACUACAAGGUUGAAUCCGUGAUGUCCAGCUGCUGGGCUAAAUUCACCAGGACUGACAACCCCAACAGCGACGGUCUGACCUACUGGAGCCCAUCCUCGGACAACAAAACAGCCAUGCACCUGGGUAAAUACUUUGGUGCUGUGCCAAUCGCCAAAUCCGCUGAGCGCAUCAGCUUCCUCCGUCGCUGGAUGUCUCUCUUGCACGAUUAUAUCAUUGGAGGUCCCGGUGCUGACAAGGAAAACCACGCGCAAGUGAAGAUCCUACAUAAGUGUGAAUCGGCAGGCCUCCGGGCCGAUGAUCUCUUCCUAUCGCGAAGUGGCGAAAAAUCGAAAUACGGGCGAGGAUACCGAAUUCGGAAGCGCGACCCGAAGUAG
Messenger RNA from Penicillium brevicompactum, 858 nucleotides. Its product is annotated as Carboxylesterase type B. The coding region runs from base 1 to 858 and encodes 285 amino acids. The record is from RefSeq and is a predicted model, not a curated record. The transcript has 5 exons. Lineage: Eukaryota; Fungi; Ascomycota; Eurotiomycetes; Eurotiales; Aspergillaceae.